GCCAGGUUCACUUGCCACCUUGUCAGUUUCUGCAGGCGAUGGAUACGGCCGGCAAUUUGAGGCUUCAUCUUUCUUUGUCUUUUAAAUAUCUCCAUAGAGAUUACAAGCACCAGCAAUUCUCAUUUUAAUGAGAAAGCAAGGACUAUAAUUUUGUUCUCCCUACUGAUAUGCACUGAAGUCUUGCAAAGCAUGGAUGGGGAAAAGGAAACAUAACUGGUGAAAAUGGAGGGUAUAUUGCACAAAUGGACAAACUAUUGGAAUGGGUGGCAGCCACGUUGGUUCAUCCUGGAAGAUGGCAUCCUGUCCUACUACCAGUCCAAGGAGGAUGUCUCCAAGGGCAGCAAGGGCUCCAUCAAGGUGUCCGUGUGCGACAUCGGCGUGCACGCCACGGACAGCACGCGGCUCGACCUGACCAUCCCGUCCGAGCAGCACUACUACCUGCGCGCCGGCUCGGCGCAGCAGCGCCAGCAGUGGCUGAUCGCUCUGGGGUGCGCCAAGCAGGCGACACCGGCACUGAUAACGUGCGCACCCAAGAAGUCCGAGCUGCGGCUGUACUGUGACCUGCUGAUGCAGCAGGCGCACCAGGUGAAGACGGCGGCCUCCGACCCGGACGGACCCCAGCUGCAGCAACUGGAGGAGGCCACCUCGCUGCUGGGCCCCACGUGCGACACGUUCAUACGCACGCUGGAUGAGUGCAUGGUGCUGAUCGCGCGUGCCACGGCCGGC
Messenger RNA from Pollicipes pollicipes, 726 nucleotides. RefSeq names its product pleckstrin homology domain-containing family A member 3-like. Gene Ontology annotation, biological process: endosome organization; retrograde transport, endosome to Golgi; receptor recycling. The transcript is spliced from 5 exons. NCBI's taxonomy places the organism in Eukaryota, Metazoa, Arthropoda, Thecostraca, Pollicipedomorpha, Pollicipedidae. The record is from RefSeq and is a predicted model, not a curated record. Gene Ontology annotation, cellular component: early endosome; trans-Golgi network; recycling endosome. The annotation marks the transcript as partial.